Molecule: messenger RNA, 2025 nt
Organism: Stereum hirsutum FP-91666 SS1
Lineage: Eukaryota; Fungi; Basidiomycota; Agaricomycetes; Russulales; Stereaceae
Exons: 4
Coding region: 1-1158 (385 amino acids)
Source: RefSeq, a predicted model, not a curated record
AUGGACCCUCAGCAUGAGCUUUCUCCACCGGCGGGUGUCGACAUGCCAGGGUUCGCCCAAAGCCCUGAUGUUGGUCACGAUGAAGGCUUGGAUAACUUGGAAACCCUCACGGCAAGGGUGAACUUACAACCUGAGUCUCAGGAAGAUAGCUCUGCUCUUCUCACCAAUAACAUACCUAACUUCGAUGUUCUAUCCUCAGAGCUCUCACACUUCAACUUCGAAGACACCACUCGGUUAUCCAAACGCAUGCGCGAUCAGGUCAUCGCAGUAUGGGCUCUCGUACGCAUUUUCAGGGCCCCGAACUCGGACGUCGUUCGCAACACCCAGGCAGAUGAUUUUGGGUGGAGAUCGUUUCGCGUGCGGUACGAUGAGCCAGAGCCAGAGUCCGACAUUGACGACGAUGGUCAAACCUCUGCUCAUAAGAACUUGGUGAUGUUCAAGUCUACGAAGUGGAUGGACAAGACGUAUGAGGUGCACACGCGUCUGGGGAAACAGGACAUGUUCAAGAAGAUGAUUUGUAACUCCGUGUGGGCACCGGAACAGAUUUACGAUUGGGAUCCGUCCAGAAGGUAUUGGACGCGCAGAAAUCCCCGUAGGUCGCAAAGAGAAGGUAUGGAUGAAGGAGAGGCUGGGGCUGAAGAGUUUAGUUUGAGGAUAUACGAGGAUGUGAUGUCGACGGAUUGGGCUUAUGAUGAAUACACACAAUUAUAUGACUCUGACCCUACCCUGGAGCAAUGCGUAACCCUCGUUCCCAUUCUACUCUACAUCGACGGCCAGGAAUGUCGUCUUCCCACAGGACGCGUGAACUCGCGCGGUGAGAAGUUCGAUGCGAGGAACUCGAAGAGGUGGCAUGUCGUUCAUGGAACAAUUGGGAAUGUGAUCAGUGCCAAACGGCCGUCUGGACAUCCGAUGUCGCUGAUACCGUGCGGCUUUCUUGAAGUACCAGAGGGCGCACCAGAACUGGAGAGAGAUCCAGAGUUCAAUCAGUUCAAGGAUGGUUUGUUGAACUCCGCCGUCGCGAAAAUGUUGGAGCCCAUGGCGGAGUCGAUGGGGACUACGACGGCCAUGAGAUGUUUGGACGGAAAGCAGCGGAAGGUGGUUCAUAGGGUUGGUCCAAUCUGUGUGGAUUGGCCCAGAUGCGAUCCGAUUGUAGGUUAGGCUUUACCACGUGAGACCAAAAUUGAGGAGUAGUUUUAUUCUCCGUCUCAUUCACGCUAUCGUACACACUCGCGUCUCCGGAGCUUCAUGAGUACAAAUAUGUUUUAAUAUGCAGAAUGCCUGUUUUGAUGUGGAGAAGUUUGAUUACAGAGGCAACAAUUUACUACGCUGUGAUUCACUUUCUCUUCUUCUACUUAAUGCUUCUCCGUUUGGUCCUUGAACGUCCCAGUCCCUGUCACACCCCCUCCUCCACCCUGAUUUUGCUUCACAUUCCCUUCGCUCGUGCCCAGCCCCACGGCUUGCUUCACCCCCGCAAACAACCCAGGCGGCGUACUCUCUUCCUUCCCUCCCAUCCCCUUAGGCUCGUCCUUGCCUUCCUCUCCUGCCUUCCCUUCCCAUUCCAUCUUCCUCGCAUGCGCACUUUGCCCGCCCACCUGAUCUACGAGUCCAAUCCCCUCAGGGUUUCCCUUCUCGCCCUGUCCACGAGGAGCUUUGCUGUUUGGUCCACGAGAUGCGGUGUCGUGAGGGUGCUCGUAGGAUGAUGCGUGGUAGCCCGAGUUCGCGGAUUGUUGGUGAGUGGAGGAACUGUCACGAUUUUUGCCGGGUUUCGAGACUUGGCCUUGUUGAACGGUAGGGUCAUGCCCCGUGUGCGUGUCAGAGUGGAUUGAAGGGGUAGUAUGGAGUGUGCGUGCGCGUGAAGUUGUUGCAGCCGCUGAUGCGGCGGCGGUCGGGAUGACUGGCAUUAUGCUAAUGCGAGUGAUGUUACUCCGAAGGAGCAAGGCUGCGAAUGACAUUUAGGUGAAUUUCGAAAGAAGAAAACUAGGGGGUUUAGACUUCGAUGAAGGCAGACAAAGUGGGUGUUGACGA